Molecule: messenger RNA, 306 nt
Organism: Mucor mucedo
Lineage: Eukaryota; Fungi; Mucoromycota; Mucoromycetes; Mucorales; Mucoraceae
Product: S2e ribosomal protein
Exons: 1
Source: RefSeq, a predicted model, not a curated record
UAUUGGGGUUCCAACUUUGGAAAAUCUCAUACAGUCCCUUGUAAAGUUACUGGUCGUUGUGGUAUGAUCUUUGCACGUUUAGUCCCUAUACCUCGUGUAUCAGGUAUAGAUCCUUCCUGCCAAGAAAAUAUGUUAGUGUCACAGAUUGUCACUGCUACUUAUGGUGACACUGUCUGUACUCUUAAGGAUACCUCUUAUAUUAUUGGUAAUAAUUAUGAGUUCUUAACUCCUGAGCUUUGGGAGAAAUCUGAGUUCUCUAAGGGCCCUUACCAAGAAUUAUCUGGUUUCCUUACUCGAAAGCAAAAA